Messenger RNA from Apis cerana (Asiatic honeybee), 7169 nucleotides. It is a transcript of the gene nAChRbeta1, whose product is annotated as nicotinic acetylcholine receptor beta1. Gene Ontology annotation, cellular component: postsynaptic membrane. Gene Ontology annotation, biological process: monoatomic ion transmembrane transport. Gene Ontology annotation, molecular function: acetylcholine-gated monoatomic cation-selective channel activity; transmembrane signaling receptor activity. The record is from RefSeq and is a predicted model, not a curated record. NCBI's taxonomy places the organism in Eukaryota, Metazoa, Arthropoda, Insecta, Hymenoptera, Apidae.
CUGCGCAUCUGUGAAGCGUAUCACUCGUGAACAACCCUGCCCAUCAACCCCCUAAACUCCAGAGUCGCACCCCAGUCGCGCCAAAUAAAGACUCGGUUCCAGUUGCGUCGUUGUUUCGAAUACAAAGACAAAAGAAGAAAGAAGAAGAAAAAGAAGGGGGAAAAAAAACAAAAAAAAAGAGGGAAAAGUUACAACGAAGAGGCGAUAAGUGACGAACGUUGUGAAAGGGUUGACCGAUUAAUUUCACGAGCAUGGAAGAAGGUGGACGACCGAGUAACGGGCGGCAAGAGAGGAAAUGCACUUAUUGGCCAGCGUCUGCGUACUCAUAUUGAUCUGCGGCGGUGGCUGUUGGAGUGUCUACGGGGUGUCUACGGGUGGGACACCACCUGAAACCUGUCCAAAAAUGCAUUUUUGCUCGAGACUCGCGCGAAUUCUACUCAUCUCCGCCGUUUUCUGCGUCGGUCUCUGCUCCGAGGAUGAGGAAAGGUUGGUGCGAGACUUGUUCAGAGGGUACAACAAACUCAUUAGACCUGUGCAGAACAUGACAGAGAAAGUGCACGUGAAUUUUGGCCUCGCCUUCGUGCAACUGAUCAACGUGAAUGAGAAAAAUCAAAUUAUGAAGUCGAACGUUUGGUUGAGAUUUAUUUGGACGGAUUAUCAGUUGCAAUGGGACGAGGCAGACUAUGGCGGUAUCGGGGUGCUCAGAUUACCACCCGACAAAGUAUGGAAACCUGACAUCGUGUUAUUUAACAACGCGGACGGCAACUACGAGGUGCGAUACAAGAGCAACGUGCUCAUCUAUCCGAACGGCGACGUCCUCUGGGUCCCACCGGCGAUCUACCAGAGUUCCUGCACCAUCGACGUCACGUAUUUCCCGUUCGACCAGCAAACCUGCAUCAUGAAAUUCGGUUCCUGGACGUUCAACGGCGACCAAGUCUCCCUGGCCUUGUACAACAACAAGAACUUCGUCGACCUGUCCGACUAUUGGAAGAGCGGCACCUGGGACAUCAUCAACGUUCCGGCCUACCUGAACACCUACAAAGGCGACUUUCCAACCGAGACAGACAUCACCUUCUACAUAAUCAUCAGACGCAAAACCCUGUUCUACACAGUGAACCUGAUCCUGCCGACCGUGCUCAUCUCUUUCCUAUGCGUGCUCGUGUUCUACCUUCCAGCCGAGGCCGGCGAGAAAGUGACUCUGGGGAUCAGUAUCCUCCUCUCAUUGGUCGUGUUCCUGUUACUGGUCAGCAAGAUCCUGCCACCGACCUCGUUGGUGCUCCCGUUGAUCGCCAAGUAUCUCCUCUUCACGUUCAUCAUGAACACGGUCAGCAUCCUAGUCACGGUGAUCAUCAUCAAUUGGAACUUCCGCGGGCCGAGGACCCACAGAAUGCCUCAAUUGAUCAGGAAGAUAUUCUUGAAGUAUCUGCCAACUAUACUGAUGAUGAGGAGGCCCAAGAAGACGCGUCUCAGGUGGAUGAUGGAGAUUCCAAACGUGACGUUGCCCACUUCCACUUACUCGGGUAGCCCGACGGAGUUGCCCAAGCAUCUGCCUAGCUCGUUGACGAAAUCGAAGAUGGAGGUGAUGGAGUUGUCGGAUCUUCAUCACCCGAAUUGCAAGAUCAACAGGAAGGUUCAUCACACAACGAGCAGCUCGAGCGCGGCCGGUGGGGAAGGCCUCGCCGAUAGAAGGGGAUCCGAGAGCUCUGAUUCGGUGUUGCUCAGCCCUGAGGCCAGCAAAGCUACCGAGGCUGUCGAGUUCAUUGCCGAGCAUCUGAGAAACGAAGAUUUGUACAUACAGACGAGGGAAGAUUGGAAGUACGUGGCGAUGGUGAUCGAUCGACUGCAGCUUUACAUUUUCUUCUUGGUGACGACCGCGGGUACCAUCGGGAUCCUGAUGGACGCACCUCACAUCUUCGAGUACGUGGACCAGGAUCAUAUAAUAGAGAUCUACCGUGGAAAAUAAAUUCCGUACAAUCUAGGAAAUUGAAAAGGAAUAAAACGCGUGCCAUCAUCGUAAUUUUCGUUUCAUCCGCUCUCAUAAUAUUCUCUUUUGUAUAAAAUUACGUGUAUUCCUCUCGAGAUAAGGGAUGAAAUUAAUAUUUUUCAAAGCUUUUCCAUUUCAGUAGCCUGUUUCGAGGAAAUUAUUCGAAGAAGAGAUUUUCGAGAGAUUUUCAAAAAUUGUUUCGAAAUGAUGGCGAUGGUGAUAAUGUAACGAAAAGAUCUUUCUUCAUUUUAUAACUAAAGUUUCAAAAAUUAUGAAGGAACGAAGCUCAACAGCACUCGUCGUAUGUAAUCGUCCAAAUUAGUAAAAAAAACUGAAUGAAUUUCAUUCUAUAAUUCAAUCGAUCCAGAUUAUUUUCUUCUAUCGAAACUUAAAUAUCGUAUUAAUUUUAAACAAUUUUCUUGCGCCUCGAAAUUAAUCACGAUUAUAAUUGUCUUCCUUCGAUACAAAACCGAGUGCUGGUUAAACGCAAAUUAAGAAUCCAAUAUUAAAAUUAAUAUCCCAUUGAUCACGCAUUCUAGAUGAGUAAUCGGUUAAUCGGGAAUAAGGAAUAAGCAUAGAGCGUAGACAUCAAAUAAUUUUGAUAUUAAUCGUGCAAAUAAUCGUUGCCAUUAUUGUAAUCUCGCGUUUGAUGAAUCAUCAUCAUGCGAUGCAUCAGAACAUCGAAGGGCCGUGACAACGUUCACGACAGACACAUACGUCUCGAUUUUUCUACUCCAUUAUUCGUUUGGAACAAGUUGGUCGUUGGUUGUAUUUUAAUCCAAAAUUAAUUGCAAAGAAAUUCAAAAAUGGAAAGACGAUCAAAUUUGAUUUCAUCGAAUUUUGAAUUUUCCAGAAUUCGUAGUCUCAAAUUUCUCGAUCGUAUAAAUCAUUGAAAAUAUUUUUAACUAAUUUUAUAAACCUCGAAAUUUUAAAAAUUUUUCAAAUCAAACUUUAAAAUUCCAAUAUUAAAACAUUUAAUAUUUCGAUACCGAUGCGAGCCACAACUUUUUCCAAAUUUCUCACUUUUUCAAACAGACACUCUUACGGAGAUUUCUCGAAAAAAAAAGAAAGAAAGAACGAUAAGAAAAAUUGAAUCGUCACAACUCCUGACGUCACAGCGGAAGCGCACAUUAUAAGCACAAUGUCACGGCCCUGCGUACGUAAUCGUUAAUAAAGAUGAAAGAGAGGAGAAAAAGAAAGAAGCGAAGAAAAAUAAGAAAAUAAAAUAUCAUAUACGAAUAUAUGAUACCCACGCUAUAAUAUACAGAAGAUUGUUAAAACGGUCAUGUUUUCUCUAAUAGAAAGUUUUGCUCCAUUACGCAAAGGGUGUUUGUGGUUACCGAUUUAACGAAACGUUGAUUUUCAAUCAUAUGUAUCGCCUACAGUUGUGCCUCGCGGAUUAUCCCAAUUGUUAUAUGUGAUUAUCCCAAUUGUUACUGUAUAUAAUAUACGAACUUUUCGACUUUAAUUUCGAUUAGAAUCUCUAUUGUCCACCGAUGGAAAUGUCUAAAUAUUAUGUUGUUGCAGAUUAAAGAGAGAUUUUUAAUCCUUUAAAGUUGCCUUUGUUGUCGUUUCAAAAUAUGUAAUUUAUGAAAGAUUUAUAUUUAUAUUUAUUACAUGAAUAUGAUGAAAGAGUUUCACAUUUCGAUGAAAAAUAAUUUGAAAAUCAUUCAAAUUGAUUUUAUUAAUGAUCUGUUGAUUCAUUGCCAAUUAAUUUAGUUUUUCAUACACGAAUGGCAGUUCGUUCUUUUAAUAUUGCAAUUUUAAAAACUCUUUAUCUUUAGUAUUAUCAAUCGAAACGUGUGAAUGAAGCAUUUGAAUUUAAUGUUAAAGUAUAUUUUAUUAUAAUACAUAAUUUAUAUGCAAUAUUAUUAAGAAUUUAUAUUUUCUCUUACUAUUUAUAAUUGCAACACGAUAAUUCAACGAUACUACAAUGAUAUAAUGCACGAUUGAAAUUUACAUUUAACUAGUUUCAAAUUGUCAAAUUCUAAAUGAUUAUAUAUAUAUUAUAUAUAUAUAUUUGUAAAAUAGGACAUAUGCAACAACCUAAUAUUAUCGAACAACAUUCGCUUCUUUUCGAAUCGAAAUACUUCUAAAUUUGAUUAAUAAGAAACAGUUCAUAAAUCGCACGUCGUUUUCAUAAUUUUAUACGUGAAAGACAAAAUAAAUCGUAAAUCAAUUCUGAAUCUUCCAAAGAAAAAAAGGAAUUAAAAAAGACCCGAACUUUUACAAUCUUCUAAACGAUCAACAGUAGAAGAUAUCUUCUAAAUACGAAAAAGAUAAUUUCAUCGGAGUUCGGGUUAUGGGUGGAAAUAAAAGAGAAUACGAGACCCAUGUUUUAACAAAAUUCAUCGUUGAACGUUUGUGAUUCGUUGUCCUCGCUUGUAUGAAUAUAAAUCCUGAUGUGUAUGAGAUAUCAUUCGAGAUUUAGAGUAACGUUAGGGUGACACGUGUCUUCCUUGAACGAGAUACAAUAACUAGAAUUUAGUCCCCCGUGAAGUGGAGUAAUUAGAUAAUGCUUGUUCAUUUCUAUACAUUUUAAUUCUAUAUAUUUUAUAGCGUUGUUCACUCGAGAAUAUGCGAAGUAUGCAUGUGUACGAGAAUCACAAUGAGACGAUUUUAAAUGAAGAUUUUUACGAGACGAUUGAACGUUUCAAUCAUUGAAUUGAAUCGUCCAUAUAUUAUUACUUGUACAGGAUGUAUGACGAGAUAUAUUUGAGAGAUAUCUUCAGAGGAUCGAUUCUAAAACGAAAAAAGUUGUAAAAGUACAAAAAUGUUGGUCGAGAUUGGUUUAUUUGUCGAGUUAGGAGAUUAAUUGAAGUUUGAAUUGGAACAUCUUAUUAUUCUCAAAUAUGUCUCACGAAUAUAUCAACAUUCUGUGUAUUAAAUUGAUUUCAUUAUAAGUAAUUAAGAAAUAUUUUGAAGAAGAGAAAGAUUAAUUUGGCCUUAGAGUUUUAUGUUUCUUCUUUAAAUCUUUGUUUAAGUAAAAUGAAUGAAAUUUAAAAAAGAUUACGAUAUAGAAAUGCAAAGAGAGAUAAUUUUUUUUUGAAUUUUUGAUUGGAAAAUUUGUAAGAUGAGUUAACUUUUGUUUUAUAAAUUCUUUUUUUUUCUUGAAAAUUUUCUCCUCAAUUGCAAAUCAAAAUAAAAAAUUUUGCAACUUGCAUCUUCGAUUAACCCUAAAGUAAAUUGGUACAAAUACAUUUUCUUUGUAUAUCUUUACUUUUAAAUUAUAAUGUGUUCAAAUUGAUAUUAUAAAUACUUCUUCUAUAAGAUUAUAAAAGAAAAGAAAAAGAUAAUAUCAUUUUAUACGUAUAAAUUUUUUUAAAAAUAUAAUGCUAUUAUAUAACGUUAUUGUUCGUUAUUAUUGUAUAUUGUACACUUUGAAUUUUUAAUAUAUUUUUUAAGUUUCUUAUUAAACAAUUUAAACAACUUUUAAUGUACUCUCCUGUUCAUAAGUCAUACACGAUACAAUUAAAUACAAUAUUUAUUAGAAUUACAUUUAAAAAUAUAAUUUAAAUUUUCCGAAUAAGUAUAAACUUAAUUUAUUCUACAAGUAUUUUAGUUAUUCUAGGUGUUCUCUCGUCUUAUGAACGUAUAUAGUACAUUGAAAUAAUGAAUUUUAAAAAGUAAAUUAAAUUUUCAUUUAAUAAAAUCGAAAUUAAACGAAUAGAAUAUUCUUUUUCUAUAUGAUAUAAAAAACUGUAAGAAUGUACUCUCAUUGAUUCUCACGUGUAGCAAUUGGAAGCUUAUUCCACUCCAACUAUAAAUCUAGUUAUCGUUAAAAUUAAAUGUCUAAGGGAAAUCAUUUUAUCAGCGUUACAACAAUCAAACCGUACCGUAUUGAAAUUUAUCGCACAAAAAAGGCGUGAAUACCGCUAAUUAGAUAAACAUUUGAACAAAUUUCCAUUAAUUUCUUCCAUUUUUUAAUGCAUAUUAUCUUAGCGGACAGUUGCAUCGUUAAUUUUUGAAUAUACAUAUAUUCCUAUCGCUCAUCUGUAUUUAGACAAAUAUUUAGACCGUUUCUUAAUUCAGCUAUUAGAUAUAAUUUCAUUCAUGUAGAUUUAAUAUAUAUGAAUAUACAGGAUGUUUCGUAAUUUUUCGACCAACAUUGUAGAACAAUAAAUUGCGAGUGACAACUAAAAUUAUAAUAUGGAUGUUUAUGUAAAUUGAAAUUCACAAUAUGCAUUCUACUUUGGUGCAUUUUAUACAUGUUCACAUAUUCAAAUGUUUCAUAAAUUCAUAAAAAUUCACAAUCUACUUAUAACAAAAUAGGCUGAAUAUGCGUGAACAAUAAAUUCUGCAUUAAAGUGCGAAAUUUAUUUGAAAAUAAAAACCAACAUAAGAGAAAUAACAAUUAGCGAGAGUUUGCAACAAGAGUCCAUUUAUAAAAGUUGCUCUCGAGAGUGUUAAAUGUAUUUGUACGUUUAGAUAAAAAUCCCGAAAUGAAAAUUUAAAUAUUACGAGCAAUUUAUACAACAUAAGUUAUGCUCCUGCAGUUUUGCCAGAAAAAUACGAGACACCCUGUAUAACCGUAUACUUGAUAAGAAAUAUCUCAAAUUAUAUACAUAUAUCGUAUAAUAAAAAAUCAUUAAAGCACUAGUUCAAAUUAAGUAUGAUAAGUUGAUUAACAACGUUAUUAACGGUUCUCUGAAUUCCAAUUGUUUUUUCUUAUGAAAUUUUUAACAUUUAACGUUAAACAUUUGCCAAAUCGUUUGAAAAGAAUAGAAAAAAAAAAAAAAAAGAAGAACGUUCGAUAGAAUUUUUGAAACGUUCGAAAAAUUAUCACGAACACAAUGAUCACGUUAUAUUGAAAAUAAUAAGGAGAAAUGUUUUUCGAAUGAGUUAGUACGACGUAAAGUGUUCGAAGAAAGGAAAUUGUUAAGAUUUGAAACACGAUUGGAAUACUCUCUUGUCUACUAGAGAAAAGGAUGAUCGUAAUAGCGAAUGUAUAUUAGUUUAUCUUGUUUAUCGCAUUACGUAUAUAAAUAAUAUAUAAAGGAGAUGGUAAGAGAGAAUAAGAGAUAUUGUUGAGCCGAGAAGAUUUGUACUUUAUUAUCUUGCAUGAGAAACGUUGCCGCGAAUAUGUUUAUGCGAAACAUUGAUUUCUCAUUAAAAUAGACGUAACAUUAAGAUAGAUUGAUAGAUAGUUCUUUUUAUAAGGAAAUAAAGAUUAUUAAAAAUGAAA